Messenger RNA from Zea mays, 2479 nucleotides. RefSeq lists its product as uncharacterized. The record is from RefSeq and is a predicted model, not a curated record. NCBI's taxonomy places the organism in Eukaryota, Viridiplantae, Streptophyta, Magnoliopsida, Poales, Poaceae. Gene Ontology annotation, biological process: regulation of double-strand break repair; chromatin organization. Gene Ontology annotation, molecular function: DNA binding; histone binding. The transcript is spliced from 10 exons. Gene Ontology annotation, cellular component: nucleus. The coding region runs from base 279 to 2294 and encodes 671 amino acids.
AAAUAAAGUUAAAUACAUUCCCUUGCCUUCCUCAGCGGCUCCUCGUCCUCGGCUCCUCCCGCUCCCCUCCGCACUGUGUCGAGCCGAGCGUGCCGCUGGCCGACCUUGGCACCUUGCCCGCGCCCGCCCGAGCCCCGACGCUGCCUGAAGCAGCAAGUGACAGCUCCCCUGGGCGAGCCGGUUUACUACCAGCACGGUGAGCUUCGGUCGGGCGGAGCAGACGACAGGCAGCACACCAAGGUAGAUCGACGGGCUCUACACGGACCCGAUCUGCCUCUAUGCUGCAACCUGGAUUUUCUUCUUCCAAUCACCACCACAGCGCAACGCCUGAACGGCCGUCGCUGCCGGCUACGCCAGGUGCUCAGGUCUUAUUCGGCCCCUUCGCCGGCGACGAGCGCCACCAGGAUGCGUCCGAGACUAAGUUGAUGAAGCAGCCUACUUGGGUCUUCUUUGAGAAAGAAUCGGUAACUGACUUAAGAGAACAAAUUCUCCAACUCAUUCAGCAUGAUUGUAAGGAUCAAGAGGAAAAAUCACGGGCAGAGCUACUGGAGAAGCUCAACAGAUGUAAAAGAGAUACACUUAUCGAACUGUGUCGCUCGUUUGAUUUAAUUGGCUCAAGAGCUAAUAGGAAGGAGGAACUUGUAUUGUUUCUGAUGGAAUUCAUUAAGGAUCACUGUUCUGGUAGUGAUGUCAUAAACUCGGAUAAGAAAUACAAGAAAAGAAAGCGUGUCAGAGAAGAGGAAAAUUUGUCUGCUGGUAAACCUUCAAAGAAAAAGAAACGAGAGGGUGAAGAGGAAGCAGAGGAUAGAGUAAAACAUUCUGACUGUGAUUUGCUGGACAACAAAUAUUCAUGUGCUGAUAGUAAGAAUGGAAAAUUCCCAAAUGAACAGACCAACUUUGAGCCUUCUGGGAGGAUAAAUUACUCUGUAUCAGAGAAUUUAGAUGGAGCAUCACUCAGUGAAGCGCCAAUUCCUACAGAUGAGCAAGCAAUAAUAACCACACCACCUACAAAGUUUGUUACAGCUGCUGAGGAUGAUAGUACUGACGUGAAGGCUUUACAAAGGAAAAUGUCUUCUAUUGCCAAGAAAAAAACGACUUCUAAGGAAGAUUGCAAAGUCAAAUUGUGUGGUAAUCGGGAGUCUAAAGGAGACACAAAGCCUCGAAAACAAGUAAUCAAACCAAGUAAAGAUGAGCUGAGGGAAGCUGUCUUUCUUAUCUUGGAUACUGCGGACUUUGCCACUGUGAGAUACACUAUGACCUUUGGCGAUGUUGUAAAAGAAGUCGACAAAUACUUUGGCAAGGAUCUGUUUGAGAGAAAGCCACUAAUAAGGUCGCUUAUAGAAGAGGAGCUCUUUAGGCUAGCAGACGAGGCAGAGAAGAAGGAACUGGAAGAGUCGGAAGCAGCAGAGGCGAAGGCUAGAGCCGAGCAAGCUGCCAAGGAGAUGGCACAAGUUCAAACAGUUGAAUUGGUUAUCAACGAGCAAAAUGUACUUGAAGAUGGUCGAGAUAGCAACACCAAAGACAGUCUAAAGAACGCAAAUGACAGUGCUAACAAGAAAUGUAUCGAUGGUGGGGCUUCUGUGGAGUAUGGUUUCAAUGAAAACAGCUGUUACGCUGCUGAAGGUUCAGAAGAGCACAAAGUUGAUGAUGAUAAUAAAAACAUAACUAAGGAUGGCAAUGGUGGAAAGGUCGCAGUUGCACCCACUGCAAACACUGAUUGUACCUUACAACUACAGGGUUCAAGCAACGUCGAAGCUGAGACGACUAUGAAGAGCAAUGUUGGAACCCUAGAAGCGUCAAAAGAUGGAGAAGUGAGAGAUGCCAGAAAUGGAGAAAACAAUGGCACUGAAGAUGGUGGGAAUGAAGGAAUCAGGAGUGGGAAUGUUGGUAGCAAUGCAGAAGCUGAAGAGUCUCACGGUCAUGGAAAUAAUGAACGCGCAGAACAUACCGAAGAUGACAAGGCUCAGGAAUGUAGCCACAAUGAGAACAGUGCAAGUGUAGGAAUCCUUGGCGAUGGAGACGGUGAAGCUAGAGAAGGCGAUAUAAAUGCGGAAGCGGAACAAAGUCAAGCAGACGGUGGCGGCAAUAGUAAAGCGGAAGAUGCUGAGCACAAUGAAAACACCAAAACUGACGCCAAUUCAAGCAAGAAUGGUACUACUGCUGCUGGGAAUGGAAAGACCGAUGUUGACGUGAAGGGCGCAACAGCGAUGGCGCAGCUGAAGGAAGCCCUGUGUGAUGAGAUGGAUGUAGAUUGCAAGGGAGGUGGAGUAGGACCCCGGUUAUGUAGAUCGUAGAAGUUGAUUUAGGAUCCCCAGUUGAGAGAUUAUCAGUGACGCUUUAACUCUUGUAUUUGUAUGAUAGCUUAUGCGUAGCUUAGAUUUGAUGUGUAUAGCACUGGACUACUGGAGAUCUGGAAUACGGGAAUCCAAACAUUACCUUGUGGAAAUUGAGCUUUAUUGGGGGUUGGUAUUGUAUGUUU